Molecule: messenger RNA, 630 nt
Organism: Penaeus indicus
Lineage: Eukaryota; Metazoa; Arthropoda; Malacostraca; Decapoda; Penaeidae
Product: protein starmaker-like
Exons: 5
Coding region: 1-630 (209 amino acids)
Source: RefSeq, a predicted model, not a curated record
AUGAGAACAGGAAGAAGGGACCAGGAUAGUGAUGAAAGCGAGGAAAAGUAUCAAACCGCGAAGAUAAGAACAGGAAGAAGGGACCAGGAUAGCUGUGAUGAAGACGAGGAAAAGUAUCAAGCCACGAAGAUGAGAACAGGAAGAAGGGAUCAGGAUAGCUGUGAUGAAGACGAGGAAAAGUAUCAAGCCACGAAGAUGAGAACAGGAAGAAGGGACCAGGAUAGUUGUUAUGAAGACGAGGAAGUGAAUCCCACAGACAAAGAAAACGCAGAGGGCACGGCGUGGGACGACAAAGAAAAUGCUGAAUGCAAGAGAGGCGGGAAGGAGGCCUCUCACUCCCCAAUGGAAUGGGACAGCGACUUCCAAGAGGGUUUCGAGCAAGCUCUUCUCAAGUGCGACCAGACGAAAGAAGCAACAAGAUUGGAUAGCUUGGCUGACAGAAAAAAGAAACAGUAUGGCAAUGCAUCUCGACCAACUUCUCCACCAGUUCGCGAAGACAGUAGACGGCCGCCAGUGAGCCCGAAAUACCGAAAACCCAAGCAUCGGGAAAGCAAGGCCACAGACGAUCAUGUUUCGGCUGCCAGAUCGGUCUUCCUCUUUUUCUGUUUCCUUGUACUUCCAUUUCCAUGA